CCCAGACCGGAAAUGAGGUCAGAGAGGAAAGCUCCGGCCGGGAGACUCGGCCCCGCAAGCGGCGGCCUUCGGAGGUGGCUGCGGCAGCGGAUGUGGCCUCAUGGAUGAGCUGGUUCAUGACUUAGCCUCAGCCUUGGAGCAGACAUCUGAGCAGAAUAAGCUUGGUGAGCUCUGGGAGGAGAUGGCCCUGAGCCCGCGGCAGCAGAGGCGGCAGCUUCGCAAACGGAGAGGCCGGAAGCGCCGUUCAGACUUCACUCACCUGGCGGAGCAUACCUGCUGCUACAGUGAGGCCUCUGAGUCCAGUCUGGAUGAGGCUCUCAAGGACUGUCGAGAAAUGGCCCCAGUCACCAAUUUCAGUGACUCUGAUGACACAAUGGUAGUCAAACGGCACCCAGCUCUCAACGCCAUUGUUAAGAGUAAGCAGCAUUCUUGGCAUGAAUCUGACUCCUUUACUGAAAAUGCACCCUGUCGACCGCUCAGGCGCCGGCGUAAGGUGAAGCGAGUGACGUCAGAGGUGGCCGCUAGCCUUCAGCAGAAGCUCAAGGUGUCAGAUUGGAGCUACGAGAGAGGCUGCAGGUUCAAGUCGGCCAAGAAGCAGCGUCUGUCCCGCUGGAAGGAGAAUACUCCCUGGACCUCAUCAGGUCACGGGUUGUGUGAAUCAGCAGAAAACAGGACUUUCCUAAGCAAAACGGGAAGGAAAGAAAGGAUGGAGUGUGAAGCAGAUGAACAAAAACAGGGCUCUGAUGAGAACAUGUCAGAAUGUGAAACCAGCAGUGUGUGUAGCAGCAGUGACACGGGGCUCUUUACCAACGAUGAAGGCCGGCAAGGGGACGAUGAGCAGAGUGAUUGGUUCUAUGAAGGAGAAUGCGUCCCAGGAUUCACUGUCCCUAAUCUGCUGCCCAAGUGGGCUCCUGACCACUGCUCCGAGGUAGAGAGAAUGGAUUCUGGACUGGAUAAACUUUCCGAUUCCACAUUCCUUUUACCUUCUCGACCAGCUCAAAGAGGGUACCACGCUCGCUUUAAUCGUCUGCCUGGAGCUGCAGCUCGAUGCCUUAGAAAAGGGCGAAGAAGGCUUGUGGGGAAGGAGUCCAGCAUAAGUAAUCUGGGUACUGAGAGGAUAGGCCACCUCAUUAGUGACCCUCGGCAGAAAGAAAAGAAAGCCUUGGCUUCUGAUUUUCCUCACAUUUCUGCUUGUGCACACGAGGUAAGUUCUGUUUCCACUACACUGCUGCUGGUUUGUGCUAACCAGUUAUUCACUGGAAACAUCUGCCAGGAUAAGGACAAGUUUAAUCCUCUCUCUCCCCUUUACUCCCUGGAUGUUCUUGCUGAUGCUUCUCACCGGAGAUGUUCACCAGCGCACUGCUCUGCCAGACCGGCAAACAUACACCUGGGGCCCCCAUGUUCACGUGACAUCAAGAGGAAACGGAAACCUGUGGCCACGGCGUCACUGUCCAGCCCAAAUGCUGUUCACAUGGAUGCAGUGGAGUCAGCUACAGCAGCGUCACAGGCCCCCAGACCUCCAGACUCUGAGUGGCUGGUCAGGACCUCUGCUGCAGAGAAAGCCACUGACUCAGCUGCAGCUACGUCUUUUAAAAUGCCACAGGAAAAGAGCCCUGGAUACAGCUAGAAUGCAGUAUUUCACCCACCAGGAGCUGACUGGAUGUUGUUGAAACAAAUAUCAGACUUUGUAUUAUAUUGUCUUGCAUAUCUUAAUUGACAUUCCCAGCCCUUUCACCAUCGGACUGACUCCUCUUCAAACAAAGAAGUGAACUCUUUCUCUUAGAAAAUCAUGUUGUGCAAAUCUUUUUUUUUAUUAUUAUUAUAAAGGAUUGAGACAGCAGUUUUUUUAAAAAAGGUCAUCCAAUGCUGUAUAUGUUAAAUUGCUAUUGUUGUCCCAACAGUUACCUACAGCUCUGUUUACAGAGCUGUUGAUUUUUUGCAGAUAUGUCCUGUUUUUCUUGAAAAACCAGUACCUGCUUUUGCGUAUUUUUUGUGUAGUGCUUUUAAUACCAUUUGAGGAAGUUCUAAAUUUGCAGUCAGUUCCAAACACAGAGUUAAGACCUGUGUGUGGAAUUAAUUUGCAGGAGAUAAGGCUUGCCUUUGAGCCUGGUCUUUAUUCAAGCAGAGUGCCAAUAAGAUAAAUCCAGAAAGUUCUUAACUUGAAGCCUCAGAAGAGCCACCAGCAGCACGGGCCUUGGGAACUUACUCCGUUUUUCUAGAUGGCCUGUUGGCAUCGCCAGCAGCUGCACUGUAUGUUGCCUCAUCUCCAAAGUCUGUGUUCUACCCAAAGAGGACCUCUAUACAUAUACAUACAGAUGGGUGUAAUGAAGAAGGUCCUUUAGGUGUACAGCGAAUUUAAAAUAGUCGGUGGAUUGUGUCUAAAUACUUCAUGUCAUGGUGUAAGCCUUUAUGUACUAAACGAGACUUUUACUGUUAGUAUUAUAGGUCAAUAACCUGUAGCAGAAAUUCAUACUCUAUUAUAAUAAUGGCUUCUUGGGGCCAUACUUUGGGGAGGAAAAAUGUCUUUUCAACAUGACUUUAUACUUGGCGUGUUUAUGACGGCUUAGCUGCCUGUGGAGUUAUAUAUACAGCCAUGCCUGAAGUUGGAUGAUCCUUUGUCAAAAUGAGGAAUACGUGACUGCCUACAGCUACUGGAGAAAAACCACCCUUUCUAAAAAAGUAUCAUCAAGAGUGUCUGUCAUCCUGGGACCUGGUUGGCAGAAGGGCUCUUUUUUGGUACAAAUUGAAUGCUUUUACUCUGCAAUACGCAGGAGCCGUUCUCAAGUGCCCACUGCCCUGGUGGCGCUCUGAAGCAGCGCGCACUCCGGCACCUGGCGGGACAGAGCCUCCUCUCCCGGAAGCGCCAUUGUGCCUCUUCUCACACAGAACCUAAGGGUGGGCCGCACUCUCGUAGUCCUUUGAAAACUGUCAUCCUCACCAGUGGUAGCUACAGAAUGGCCAUGUCAGUGCGGUGGGUGUGAAUCUGGUGGGAAAAGGGGACCGGAAGCUGUUUACGCAGCACUUUAUCGAAGACUGAGAAGCUGGCCGUUGUCCGUAACAAGGGAUCCUGCGGAGCGAGGGGCAGGUGGAGAUUAGAGUGAGGAGUAGUGCUCAAGCCAGCCCGGCUUCCCUGGGAGCCGCCCAGGUGCCCUGUGGUGGCGCGUGUACUUCCUUGCCAUUAGGCUGCACCCACACCAGGAUAGGGAACAAUGUCCGUUGACUAUAAGGUGGUUCUGCUCUGUUGUUCCAGUGAUGAAGGUUGCUUUUUGUUGUCAUAUGUGCAUUCUUACUUAGUCCCAGUAGUGUCCCGAGGCACACAUCUCUAACAGAAUUUGUUGGAUUUCGGGGAGAAAUCCAUGAACAUAAUACUUGUAUUUUCUUUGCAGUAAGCUCCAUGGCUCAUGCAGAGAUCAGUCUUGCGAUAAUGGCCUAUUGAGACCUCUGUAGUUUGGGUAGCAUCUUUUUCUUCAUGACACAUAACCUAAUAAUUCUCCUUUUUACCUGUGAUUAAAAGUAAUUUAUAUGAACAGCUUUACUUACAUUUUAAAUAUUUCUGUGAUGAAAAGGUAGGUGAUUACUACUUUUACAUUUUAUAGGGUUAAGAAUAGUCACAGAACUUCGUGACUUGCCCCAAAUCACAUAAUCAAGCCAAGACUAAAAUCCCAGACUUUCAAACUUUCUUAGUCCUGGGUUAUAAUCUUUUGUUUUUCAUUAAUUGAACUGAGUCACUCUGAGACUCAUAUUUUUGAAACAGUAUGCCAGACAAGCUGUAUAUCCUCUUUCUUGAUCAAUCUUUCC
Bubalus bubalis (water buffalo) is the source of this 3798-nucleotide messenger RNA. RefSeq names its product G-patch domain containing 2 like (gene GPATCH2L). The coding region runs from base 101 to 1627 and encodes 508 amino acids. Lineage: Eukaryota; Metazoa; Chordata; Mammalia; Artiodactyla; Bovidae. The record is from RefSeq and is a predicted model, not a curated record. The transcript is spliced from 11 exons.